CUUACCAGCACACACCACCAACGAAACAUCCACAAACCUUUGUGUCCAACCUCCAACCAAACACCUCGGAUCGGGCUGCGUCUCCUCCACCAGACACCACAAGUCAAGAGACCACCAGGCCUCGGGACCUGCACUACGAUACAAACACCACACAACCGUUAUAAUGGGCUCCACAAGACCACCAAAGAAGUCCUUCAGCAGCUCCUCCUCCUGCUCUUCCUCAGACUCAGACUUCUCUUCCAGCUCUGUACGCGUCAGUAUGGACCGCCCUGUUGUCAGCAUCGAGAUCAUCCGGUGUAUGAGGUGUGCCCGUGAGGUGGAGAUGACCUCGACCGACUCCCCUAGCAUGUAUGGCAUGAUCCCCGUCGGCACUGGCAUCUUCUACUGUGACAAGUGUGCGAGAGCGACCGGCUACCGAUGAAUGAAGACAUGGAGGAAGGGGAUCUGGGCAACACGGCAACGACAAUGCAUGCACCAGCUGUCCCAAUUGCUCCUCGACCACGAAGCAAAGCCACCACGGGACCUCAAUUAACUCGCACCCUCUCUCUCACAGAGACAGACACACACAUACGCACAUACCCAUGGCAACCCAUCAGCUCUACCAGUUGCACACUCCCAGUCUUGUGGGCUGAUUGCUCUGUCGCCGACUCAACAACAGCCGCGAAGGAGCUCGCCCUUCACUUCGGAUAGGGUGAUGAGAGGAUUGAACAAAUAAGACGAGAU
Messenger RNA from Cryphonectria parasitica EP155, 723 nucleotides. RefSeq lists its product as uncharacterized. The coding region runs from base 164 to 421 and encodes 85 amino acids. NCBI's taxonomy places the organism in Eukaryota, Fungi, Ascomycota, Sordariomycetes, Diaporthales, Cryphonectriaceae. The transcript has a single exon. The record is from RefSeq and is a predicted model, not a curated record.